AUGCAGAGCGAAGAUGGGGCGUCUGAGGCAGAGCAACCGCAGAAUUUGCCCUCUCCUCGUGCAGCCCACGACGAGAGCUUGACUCUGGACGAUGCAGAGAAUCCUUUGCAGUUGCUGGCGAGGGCGUCGGAUCUCCAGCUUUCCCCGACAGGGGUGCGGCAUAUGCCGAAGUCCCCGAUGCCUAUGCUUCCUCCGACGUUAUUUCAGAGCAAUGCGCCUUCAGAACCGAGUGCCAAGUCAUUCUUUGUCCCCGCACGGGCGAAUCUGGAUGUCGGCCCUGAGGUGGAUCCUGUUGAUCUGGGGUUGGUCACAUUUGACGAGUCAGAGUCAUUGUUUGCAUACUUCUAUCAAAAUUUGGCACAUACACGAUGGGGACUCGAUCCUUUGAUUCAUGUUCCGUCUUUUGUGCGGGCCCAAUCGGCUUUUUUGUUUACUUCUGUCAUGGCGAGCGCCGCUCUAUUUCUUCCUUCGGCUGCCGCCUUGUCGACGAGAUUAUCGAGGCAUUGCAAGUGGCUUGCAAAGCGAAUCAUUACCAACCGUCACAAGUCUGUUGAGAUCGUUCUGGCCUUCAUGGUCAAUGUACCCUGGAUGUCUCCCGGUGAGAGUCUGGGAGACGACGAUACUUGUUCAUACAUUGCGAUGGCUCUCACGGUUGCUCUGGAUCUAUCCUUGAACAAAAUCGUCUCCCCAUCUUCGAGCUUCGACCAAGGACUUUUGAACCGCCUGGCUCGAGCAGAUUGCAUAGAUGCCAAGAGAGCUUUGCAUAUGGAUGGAUUUCACGAUGUUGAUCCUUCGUCGGAAUGGGGCCUCCGUUUGCUGCGAAGACGCGAAAGAGCAUGGAUUGCUUUAUAUGUGGUUGAAAGAGGUGUAUGUCUUGCACGCGGUCGAAGCUAUACGGUCCCACCUACAAUGCUUAUUGAGAACUGUGAUCGCUGGCAUUUAUCCAACGUGGCAGAUUUGCGUGACGGUCCUAUGAAUUCAAUGGCAGUUCUUCGAAGAGACCUGGAUGGACUCUUCCGAAGAGUCAGACUUAUUUGUGAUAACCACCGGAUUGUGGACACUGGAUCGGAGGUCGCUCAAUCAAUCAAAAAGACCAUCGAAACAUUCUACGAGGGGUGGUAUGCUUCAUGGGCCCCGGCAAUUGGCGAGAGAGGAUCUCGCUCCAUGCCACCUUAUGUCGAGAUUUUGGUCACACACACUCAACUUUCUACCUACGGCGGUGUGAUCAACCAUCCAACAGCCCCGGUUGAAGUAAAGCGAUUCUUCCGGGCAGCUGGUCUGUCGUCUGCCUUGAAUGUCCUUCGAGCAGCUACCCAGGGAGAGUCCCGACUGAAGUCCAUGCCCAACAAUACCGUGAUCAUGAUUUCCUUCGCUGCAUGCUCUGCUCUUAGCCUCAGCGUAACGCCUGGUGACAGCAGAUCCAGCCUGGCACCCAGUGUCCGCAAUCUGAUCGAAGAAACAGCCGGCGUCCUCGAAAGGAUUGGCUCAACCCCCAGCCACCGAAGUGGUGCCUCGGUACUUUAUGGAAGAUUCCUUCGUGAACUGAUCAGGCGUGCACCGGCUUUACCUUCUCAGCCCAGGACACAUCUUCGAGCCGAUCUGCCCGAACUUGCGCUUCCCGUAGAUCACACCCCACGGCUGCCUGAGGAUCUUUGGUCGGAGCCCAUGCACUUCUCAGCAAUGUCUGACAAUCAGAUUGUCGACGCAGUGAAUCGUGCCGGUACGGCAUUUGGUGCUUCGAUCCCUGACGUUCCAUUGGAUGAUAUGCUCGACUGGGAUUGGCUUGAUUUCGCGAAUACGGACUUCAAUUUCUGA
Molecule: messenger RNA, 1815 nt
Organism: Penicillium salamii
Lineage: Eukaryota; Fungi; Ascomycota; Eurotiomycetes; Eurotiales; Aspergillaceae
Source: the annotation of a GenBank genome assembly